AUGUCUUCUAUAUUUACUUGCAACGAGACAGGGUGUCCGCAGAACUCCGAAAGCAGGAAAACUGGGCCUAGAACAUCCUCCUUAUCAACAGUGUCAAAAGUAGCAACGCCAAUUACGACAUCAUUGGCAUUAGCAUUAUCGUCGGAAGCUGUAACACUUCCUCCCACAUCCUCGUCAUCAAUAGUAUCAAGAGUGGCAACACUAAUAACAAAAUCAUCGUCAUCAGCAUUAUCAUCGUCAGGAGGAGAAGAUUCUCCAACAUCGUGGUCAUCAACAAUAUCAAGAGUGGCAACGCCAAUAACAGCGUCAUCGUCGGCAGCAGAAAUAAUUUCUUCAACAUCUUUGUCAUCACCAUCACCAACACCAGUGUUUUCUUCAGCACCAUCUUUAACAUCAUCGCCAUCACCACCACAAAAGCUGGCAAAUGAUGCUGUUUCAGAGCUCCAUAGCCUUAAUAUCACCAGCAACAAUUCCUUACAAGAAGCUGCAAAUGUGUUUGAAAACUUCACCACCAAAUAUCGGAAUAUGACCCUCGGAGAAGAACAGCACAGAGUAGAUAAGCUCAGAAGUGAGACUAUUUUUAAGGUGGCAGUCGCCUUCGAGAAAGUUGUUCUUAGUUAUGGCAAAUACCAUCUAAGUGGAACAAGGAGUUCAAAAAGGAUCGUUCGCGACAACAUAUGUGAGCAUUUUCAUGGCUGUCGUUUCAGAUUUGUGACAAUCGAUCUCCUUGGUAUUCAAAAAGGUUACAGACAAAAUGCAAGUAACUUCUAUCUGGAGAAACACGAAUGGCAAGCAUCUAUCAAUAUUUCCUCUGGGAAUUUUGCUGACAAUGGUUUGUAUACACUGCUGUUAUCUUUUUACGUUCAAUACCCGUUAACUCUUUGA
Molecule: messenger RNA, 885 nt
Organism: Pocillopora damicornis (cauliflower coral)
Lineage: Eukaryota; Metazoa; Cnidaria; Anthozoa; Scleractinia; Pocilloporidae
Biological process (GO): cell surface receptor signaling pathway; G protein-coupled receptor signaling pathway
Cellular component (GO): plasma membrane
Molecular function (GO): G protein-coupled receptor activity
Source: RefSeq, a predicted model, not a curated record